GUAAAGCCCGCGCGGCGCUGUGGAAGCUAAGCUGAGCCGAGCUCUCACGGAACCCAACGGACAUCAAAGAGAGGGAAUACAAUGUCUGUUCUGUUGACACGGCCUUCCAGUGUUCACCCAAUCAGAAGUUCAUUACCAUAAUUCAGAAAGUCGUCCAGAAGACGGUUCCCGCCAAGCUGAUCGGAUACCAUGGGAGCCAAUCAGGUCGCGCUCCUCCUGACGCUCUCCAUCCUGUGGCCCAGCGCCGCCCUACCUUUCACGCCCGGGAAUAUCGGGAAUCUGUUCGGGAUGGCGGAGAGUGACGGGAGGAUUCUCCAGCGGUCCAAACGUGGAUGGAUGUGGAAUCAAUUCUUUCUGCUUGAGGAAUACUCGGGAAACGACCAUCAAUACGUCGGCAAGCUUCACUCCAACAUGGACCGCGGCGAAGGCAACGUGAAGUACGUCCUGACGGGCGACGGGGCCGGCAGCCUCUUCCUGAUCGACGAGAAGUCCGGCGACAUCCACGCCACCAAGCGGCUGGACCGGGAGGAGAAGGCCAUGUACACGCUCAACGCCAAGGUGCUGGACCGCAGGACCAACCUGGAGCUGGAGCCCGACACCGAGUUCAACAUCAAGAUCCACGACAUCAACGACAACGAGCCCAAGUUCGCCAGGGAGAUCUACUUCGCCAGCGUGCCCGAGAUGUCCGAAGUCGGUACAUCCGUCGCCACGGUAACCGCCAACGACGCCGACGACGAAACGUACGGGAACAGCGCCAAGCUGGUGUACAGUAUACUUCAGGGACAGCCGUAUUUCUCCGUGGAUUCAGAAAACGGCACCAUCAAGACAGCCCUGCCUGGCAUGGACCGAGAAGUCAAGGAGAACUACCAGGUGGUGAUCCAGGCCAAAGACAUGGCGGGGCAGAUGGGCGGGCUUUCGGGGACCACGACGGUCAGCAUCACGCUCUCCGACGUCAACGACAGCCCGCCGCGCUUCGCUAACCAUUCCUUCCGCGUGACCGCCGUGGAGUCAACGGAGAUCGGAGGCGCCAUCGGACGCAUCAAGGCCGACGAUCCAGACGUCGGCCGCAACGCCGAGAUGGAGUACAGCGUCGUCGGGGGUCACGACAACUUCGACGUCGUCACCGACCAAAGCACGCAGGAGGGAGUCAUCGUCAUCAAAAAGGCACUGGAUUAUGAAAGCAAGAGGGACUUUGAGUUCAGAGUGGAGGUGAGGAACACCUACCUGGACUCCAGGUUCGUCCACGGCCUCCAGUUCAAGGACUAUGCCACGGUCAAGGUCACCGUGGAGGACGUGGACGAGCCCCCGGGCUUCACCAGGAACCCGUACGUCAUCGAGGUGCACGAGGACACGGCCGCCGGCAGCUUCGUCGGCGUGGUGUCGGCCAGGGACCCGGACGCCGACAACAAGCCCGUCAAGUACUCCAUCGAUCGGCACACAGACCUGGAGAGGCUGUUCAACAUUGACUCGGUGAACGGCACCAUCACCACGCUGAAGGCCCUGGACCGGGAGAUGUCCAAAUGGCACAACAUCUCCGUGUUGGCCACAGAAAUAAACAACCCGCGGCAGACUACCCGAGUGCCGGUGUUCAUCAAGGUGUUGGACGUCAAUGACAACGCGCCCGAGUUUGCGAUGACCUACGACACCUUCGUCUGCGAGAAUGUGAAAGCUGGACAGCUGAUCCAGACCAUCAGCGCCGUGGACACGGACGAACCCCUCGUCGAGCACAAGUUCGUCUUCAGCAUCAGUGCCAACAAUCAGAACUUCACCGUCGUCGACAGGGAAGAUAACACGGCCAACAUCCUGACGCGGCGCGGCGGCUUCAGCCGGCGCGAGAUGAGCCUGUACUUCCUGCCGGUGGUGAUCUCGGACAAUGACUACCCGAUCCAGAGCAGCACCAGCACGCUCAUCGUGCGCGUGUGCGCCUGCGACAGCCGCGGCAACAUGCAGACCUGCAACCCCGAGGUGCUGCCCUUCUCCGACGGCCUCACCACCGGAGCCCUGGUGGCCAUCCUGCUCUGCGUCGUCAUCCUCCUCAUGAUCGUGGUGCUGUUCGCCGCCCUGCGGAGGCAGAGGAAGAAGGAGCCUCUGAUCAUCUCCAAAGAGGACGUCAGAGACAACGUGGUCAGCUACAACGACGAGGGCGGCGGCGAGGAGGACACGCAGGCCUUCGACAUCGGCACGCUGCGCAACCCGGAGGUGAUGGACGCCAACAAGCUGCGGCGGGACAUCAUCCCCGAGAUGCUGUUUCCCUUCCGGCGGACGUCGCCGAUAAAGGACAACGCCGACGUCAGAGACUUCAUCCACGGGCGGCUGCAGGAGAACGACGCCGACCCCACGGCGCCGCCGUACGACUCCCUGGCCACGUACGCCUACGAGGGCAGCGGCUCGCUGGCGGAGUCCCUCAGCUCGCUGGAGUCGGCCGCCGCCGAGGGCGACCACGACUACGAUUACCUCGGCAACUGGGGGCCGCAGUUCAAGAAGCUGGCCGAGAUGUACAUCGGGAAGGGUCCCGACACGGAGACCUAGACGGGAGUUUUUAUUGUUUUUUUUCAAGCCCAUAUUUUACGUCUGUUCAACGCGGCUACCUAGCUAGCCAGACAUUCGUCUCGUCGGUUCGCUAGUUGACCGUCCGUCCAUCUAUCUAUCUAUCCAGCUAUCUAUCUGUUUAUCUGUCUAGUUUGCUAGCUAGCGUGCUAGUUGACUAGCCGUCUAUUUGAUUCGCUCGCAUCAAUAAUCGCUGCGUUCCACGACGCGGAAAAGCUGAAAAUGGAAAAAUCGGAAGACUCGAAUUGAGAGGAAUUCUUCUCGUUAACGGGGAUGCAGUAUAAUUCUCAAAAGUUGUGCGUUUUUUUGAUCAUAAUCAGUAAAGAUGCCUUUGAAUCUUAGGUGUGGACAAUGUGUUUUUUGUAAUUGACCUGAGAGAUAGUAUAGUCUCGUAUGCUAUCAGUGUUUAUUGGCGCCGGACUGGUUUUGGGGCGGGUAGAGAAGGAGUCAAGUGGUUUUUCCAGCCACCUCCAUUAAAUACUGUAAAUGUACAAAGUGUUUUUAAUGAUGGACAUCCUAUAUACUAUUUGCUAUCUUUUGUUUUCGACAAGCAAUGUUCAUGUGGGUGGGUUGGUGCAGUUUAUUUGUCAAACUGUGAAUUCAUUUCCAUCAUUUAGGUGUACUAUGUAAUGGAAAGUGUAUGUCGUAGGAUAACUGUCAUACACUGGCAAUUCAUGCUGUUCGAAUGCUGAGUCAUACUGUUUUAUAUUUAUAUUUUUAUACUUAUUUUUUCAAUAAAAUGAUGUAAAAAAAA
This is a messenger RNA of Pseudoliparis swirei, 3301 nucleotides long. RefSeq names its product cadherin-10-like. The transcript is spliced from 12 exons. Lineage: Eukaryota; Metazoa; Chordata; Actinopteri; Perciformes; Liparidae. The record is from RefSeq and is a predicted model, not a curated record. Gene Ontology annotation, biological process: calcium-dependent cell-cell adhesion; multicellular organism development; homophilic cell-cell adhesion. Gene Ontology annotation, cellular component: catenin complex; plasma membrane; adherens junction. Gene Ontology annotation, molecular function: calcium ion binding; cadherin binding. Bases 190 to 2529 code for a protein of 779 amino acids.